AAUUUGUUCGCAUUUUGUAAAUUUGCAAUAGCAAGUAUCGGACAAAGUUGAAAUAUUUUACCUGGUGACUUUUAAAACAUUUUUGAAUCACAGCGUGAAGGAUUCAGAGUUUCCGAAAACGAAAGAGAAACAAAAAAUAUUUUAAACCCUAUGAAAUAUUUUCGGAUUUUACAUAAUUGAACUCAAGCAAAAAUGCUGGCUUUUGUAGGAAUAGGUUUAUGCGCGGCGUCGCUACUGUUAAACAUAGUAGGCUUAGCAAUACCGUACUGGGUAUAUUCAAGUGCUGGAGAAAUAAAAAGUUAUUCCGGACUAUGGUCACUGUGUCUAUCCGCAUUAGGACAAACGGAAUGUGCAAAAAUACCAGAUAUAGCUCUAAAUGAUGCCUACAAAGCGACGAGAGCGAUGGAGAUCCUCGGCAUGCUGCUCAUCCUUGUGGCACUAGUGGUUGUCUUGCUUAAACAGUUUGUCAUGAAGGACAAAGCACUUCUGCCAAAACUAGGCGCUGGUUGCGCAAUAUUUGCUGGCAUUCUGAUGAUAAUUGGCACCAUCAUCUUUGCAACUAUGGACGGCAUAGAGUCAUCAAAUUUACAUGCCGGCUUUGCACUAUGCAUUAUUGCAGGGGUUAUAGGAAUAGCCGCAGGCGUUGUGAUGUUCCUGGCUUCCGGGUCUUCCAACGAUGGCUGAUGCUUGCUAUAGUACUGACACAAACAAUUUUGUAGUUAAAAAUUCUUCAUAAUUUUACAUUUUCAUUUUAUAUUUUGUUUAGAAAGGACGAUAACGUUUAUUUAAUAACUGAAUGCUAUUUUGUGUGUUUAUACGGGUAUUGUCGCGCUAGGGAUUCUUUGAUGGUUUGUAAAAUAUCCCAAUGAAGUUUACACUCGUUUAAACGCACCAAAAAUAUAAUUCAGUUCUUAUGUUUACUUUUUUCAAUAGCUUGCUAGUGGUUUGCUUUCCAAGAGCAUCAAAAAAUCAUAAUUACUCAGGAUACCUAUCUUUUCAACAUCUGUCAAAGAGACCCCCCACCCCUCCCCCCAGACGUGUUCAGUAGUAGUUCGCCUUCCAAUUAAGUUUUUUAUUCAAGUAUCUUUAACUCCAUGAAGUCUAUUCAUUUUAAUCUUUGCCGUCAAAAAUAGUUUAACGUACGAUUUAAUGUACUUUUUUAAAUUUGGUGAACGAAUUCAAAUUGCGCGUGCAAUUUCGCGGAAAGGGCCGUACUUGAUAUGAUAACACCGCAAACAAACGUGUAUUCUUUCGAUACAAAAUGUGUAGUGUAGUAACAUAUUUUCAUAUAAACAACAUUGGUCAAUAAUAUCUCGAUCCGACGUCCUUCGCAAUAAAAUAAAAAUGAACAAAAUGGGGUCGUUAAAAAUCCGUUUUCCGAGCAUGACUGAAGGUUAAAAACCCGGUAUCAGUUGUUUGUAUAUUUAAAUGUAUUCCAUGCAUGUGUACACAGGUUUGAAAAGGCCGACAAAAGCAUAACUGGUUUAAUUAGAGAGAGAAUAAAACAUUAUUAUUAUUAUUUUAUGGAUUUUAAUUUCAUUGCUGUAGUUAUAAAUGUCUCAACGAAACAUAUUAAUUUUGUACAGUGCCAUGAAAGUACGAAAUACCCGCUAUCACUACCAUUAUUACCGUUUAUUACCCCUUAGUAUUGCAUUUAGAUUCUUUGCUAUGAAAGGUGAUAAAAUUAACAAGCAAUGAAAUACUAAAUUAAAUAGCAGGACAUAUGCGAAAAUUGUCUUUGAUUUAUUAUACUUAUUUUAAAUAUAUAGAUACUUCGGCGUAAUACAAAUUUAAAACAAAACUAGUUACUACUUUUGAAAAGUGCAUGCUCCAAUACUGCUUCGUUUUAAUUGAAGUGGUAACUGAUAAGUUACAUACUAGUACUGGUUUAUGCUCGGUCAAACUGUUCAUACCUUUAAUGUUAUGGUCCAGACAGAGAAAUACCCUACUGACUUUUGACCUCCAAGUGUAACCUUGAUAUUUGAGCUAGGCGUUGUGCAGGACAAUUUGUCUCAUUCUUGUAAACAUUUGUACCAAAAAAAGUCCUUGACAGAUGGUAGAGUUAUAAAACGCACAAGAAAAAAUGCUAUUAAAGUUUGACCUCCAACUAUGACCUUGACCUUUGAAUGAGGGUUUUGAGUGUUGUACAUGACACAUCGUGGGGAACAUUUAUAAGUGUCAAGUAGUAUAUAAAUUCCUUCAUGGAUGACUGAGAUAUGGGUCGGAAGGAAAUGAUUAUAUAUCAAAUAAAUUGGAUUUGACUUAACAUCAAUUAUUGGAAAAAUUCAAAGAUAAAUAUGAUUGAAAAUCGGUAAUCAGAUUUUCAAAAAGAACAUUCUAUGGUAGCUAAAACAGACUCGAACCGUCUGAGCGCUUUUCCUUGGAAAAAAUAAGAUUAUAAAUUAAAGUCAGACGGAAGGCGAAUUUCAGCUUAAUGUAGACGAGUUUUUUGUCUGUUCUAUGUAUUUAUUGUACAGCUUGAUAGUCGCAGAUUUACUAUUUUGUUGUUUUAAAACCUCAUAUCAUUUUUAGAAAGCUGCAAACUGCAAAGUGUAAAUAUAAGAACUAAAUGUUAUUACUUUUGAGUUCAUCCAAGAAUUGCCAGCACAGUUAAUGUUUUAUUUUCCAAUUCCAACGUGGUCUUUGGUUUAUACCUAUAUAAAUGCACAAAAACUAACAUUCAGCCUUUAAGUAAUACAUGUUGAAAUGCUUCGUUGCAGCUUAAAUCUGUCCUUUCAUGAUAUUUUUCAUAUUUUGUUUUAAUCAGCAUGUGAAAUUUAUGUAAAAUAAGAAAUUUGUAGUUGUUCUAAUUAAUUAAUUGUGUGUGCUGACACAUAUAUAUCAAUAAAUUGUUAAAUUGCA
This is a messenger RNA of Mercenaria mercenaria, 2862 nucleotides long. RefSeq lists its product as uncharacterized. NCBI's taxonomy places the organism in Eukaryota, Metazoa, Mollusca, Bivalvia, Venerida, Veneridae. Gene Ontology annotation, cellular component: membrane. Bases 193 to 684 code for a protein of 163 amino acids. The record is from RefSeq and is a predicted model, not a curated record. The transcript has 3 exons.